AUGUUCGGUGGGGUGCUGGAGACAAUCCGGCUGUUCGAAGCCGAUAUCGAGCACCACAUAGACAACAUUGUGCAGCAAAAGUUGCUGGUGGACGUCACCAACGUGCGCCACCAAACCCUGCGGGAUCAUUUCAUCGUGCGGCAGGCGGAGGCAAUCGGCCCAAUCGCGGACAAGCUGCUCGACCUCUACUUUGAUCAGGACGACAUCGUCACCGCUCAGGAGGCGCCGUCGGAGGGUGACGACGUGCUGAACGCCGCGCUGAAGGAAUUUGAGGCGCAGAUCGCCGACAUCCGCGAGUACCACCGCACCUUUCGAGACUUGCCACCGGUGCGAAGUGAGCUCGACCACCCUGAUCCUGCCUCACUGGAGGCGCUCUUCAGCGUCGCGGAGCGCUACGGCAGCUGCCUCGACAUGGAGCCGCACUACCACCGCUAUAGCAGCUUCAUGCUGGCGACAAGUAAGCGGGCGCAGGAGGCGAACGACGCUAUUGGGAGUACCUGGGAAGGGCGCGUGGAGUACUUCGCAUUCAUUCCAGCGAUACCGAACAUCAUUCUCAAUGACAUCGACGCGCACCGAAAGGUUUACGGCUUCGAGUUAUAUAAGGAGUUUGUGGAGGAAUUGCUAAUAUACCUCAUCGACUUCUACGGGCGGGUGAAGGUUAUGGAGAAGGAUGUGUUGCUUGCAUCACUCGCCAGGUGCGAGACCGACGCAGAGGAGUUCUGGUCUAAGCUAUUGGAAUGCAAGAAAGAUGUAGUGAAGAGCGCCAGCAGUGGUGACGGUGCACCUUCUACAGAGAAGUGUGCCUCUUCACUGGUUGUGCCGCCGCCGCUACGAAAGUACAUCAAGGCGUUUGGGUUGUGGCCAGUGACCCACGUGGAGACCCUGGCAAAGGAGAGCGACGAGGCACAAACUUCACCGUCCCUUUCUGAGAUCAAAGCUGUGAUUCUGGCUGAGGGUAAAGUUGUCAUGUUGUUGCAGACGUUGUUGUUUGAGACCUUGCAAGAGACAGCCAAGGUGCUUCUGCGCGACUAUAGCAAGACUGUGGAGGAACUAGAGUGGGAGCGGAAGCACCUGGAAGAAGAGUUUAUUCGCUCUGUGGAGGAGGCACGUAAGAAAUGUGCAACAACUGUGGAGGGCAGCGUCGCGCAGGCAGCCCAGUACGACGUCAUAACCACACUGGGUCAGGUCAAUGCAAGCAACGAGGCAAAAAAUAAUGACGCGGCAGUGGACGACACGAAUGGGCAGCUGUUGGACCGCGAUGGGAAGCCGGUAGCACGGUGGUUGUUGCAGCUUCAGCAGCUCCACAAGAAGUUAUACUGUGAGGUGUGCGGUGGCACAGUUUACAUCGGCCCAAAGGCCUUCAAGGACCACUUUGGCGCAGAGCGUCACACAGAAGGACUUCGGCGGCUUGGAGUCAUGCUGCACUUGAAGGACUACGAGGGAAUUUCUUCUAUCCGAAAGGUUAUUGAGAUGCGUGACAAGGUGAUGAGCAAAUCCACGAACCUUCGUAAGCGUCUUCACGAGGAUCAGGAGGGGGAGGAGAUGCAAGACGCACAGGGCAACGUGAUCACAGCGGGGGCAUACAAACGAUUCCAGAUAUCCCGGAAGGGUACAUAA
Trypanosoma grayi is the source of this 1617-nucleotide messenger RNA. Its product is annotated as splicing factor 3A. Gene Ontology annotation, molecular function: RNA binding. Bases 1 to 1617 code for a protein of 538 amino acids. Lineage: Eukaryota; Euglenozoa; Kinetoplastea; Trypanosomatida; Trypanosomatidae. The record is from RefSeq and is a predicted model, not a curated record. Gene Ontology annotation, biological process: mRNA splicing, via spliceosome. The transcript has a single exon. Gene Ontology annotation, cellular component: spliceosomal complex.